CACCUGACUGAAGCCAUGGCGUCCUCAGCGAGCUUAGACGGUGGGGCGCAGCUGAUUGUGGAGGAAUGCACCGCUAGCUACAGCCUCCCUCCCUUGCCGGACAUCAAGGUGGAGCAUCAGCUGGACUCCAGCACGGAGGAAGGCCAACCGCAGAGCGUCACCAUGGGCAUGAAGUUCAUUCUGCCCAAUAGGUUUGAUAUGAACGUCUGCUCGCGGUUCGUGAAGUCGUUGAAUGAGGAGGACAGUAAAAAUAUUCAAGAUCAAGUUAACUCCGACCUCGAAGUGGCAUCUGUCUUAUUUAAAGCUGAAUGCAACAUCCAUACUUCUCCUUCCCCUGGUAUCCAAGUAAGGCACGUUUAUACUCCAUCAACUACUAAGCAUUUCUCUCCGAUAAAGCAAUCAACUACCCUAACUAACAAACAUAGGGGAAAUGAAGUCUCUACAACACCUCUGCUUGUAAAUUCUUUAUCAGUUCACCAGCUGGCUGCUCAGGGAGAAAUGUUGUAUCUGGCCACGCGCAUUGAACAAGAAAAUGUAAUCAAUCAUAAGGAUGAAGAAGGAUUUACCCCUCUGAUGUGGGCUGCAGCUCAUGGGCAGAUAGCAGUAGUGGAAUUUCUCCUCCAGAAUGGUGCAGAUCCUCAGAUUUUGGGGAAAGGGCGAGAAAGUGCCCUCUCACUGGCUUGUAGUAAAGGUUACACAGAUAUUGUGAAAAUGCUGCUUGACUGUGGAGUUGAUGUCAAUGAAUAUGACUGGAAUGGAGGAACACCUCUGCUCUAUGCAGUGCAUGGGAAUCAUGUGAAAUGUGUAAAAAUUCUUCUUGAAAGUGGUGCUGAUCCAACUAUUGAAACAGAUGCUGGUUAUAAUUCCAUGGAUUUGGCAGUAGCCUUGGGCUAUCGCAGUGUUCAACAGGUUAUUGAGUCACAUUUAUUAAGGCUACUUCAGAGUAUCAAGGAAUAAGAGCUGAAUCUUCUGUGGCUGUCAGUUCUUGUCUUGGAGAUUUGGAUAUCUUCUUAGCCCUGUCAUCAGUGACAAGGGUUGUUUGUUUUGUAAAUUUACCUCAGUAAAACUAUGUGCUGUUUUUAGUUAAGCUUUUAAAUAUGCUUCCUCUUUCAUAGAAAUGUUUGGUGUCAUCCUUUUUCUUGAAUAUAUUUUAUAUAACUUUGAAAUAAAAGGUUGUUUGUCUUGCAUGAAAAAAUUAAUAAAACCAAGUUUGACCAUGUAAAUGUUGAUACUGAGUACAUUGGGUGGUGCUGUGCCAAGAGUACUACCUGAUCUUGUCAUUGAUAUGUGUUCACAAGAAGACAAUAAUUUAGAUACUGCAAUAUAUCACCAUAGAAUAUAAAUGUCUUUACUGUUAGUGGUACCCACUUGUGAUGGUUUUCAAGAUCUUCAAUUAGUAUUAUUGUGUCAGCUUUUCUUUGUAUGAUUUUUAAGAAGUUAGUAAUAAACUGAAGGACUUUGAUGGUA
Messenger RNA from Oxyura jamaicensis (ruddy duck), 1467 nucleotides. It is a transcript of the gene ANKRA2, whose product is annotated as ankyrin repeat family A member 2. NCBI's taxonomy places the organism in Eukaryota, Metazoa, Chordata, Aves, Anseriformes, Anatidae. Gene Ontology annotation, molecular function: protein binding. The record is from RefSeq and is a predicted model, not a curated record. Gene Ontology annotation, biological process: regulation of gene expression. The transcript is spliced from 8 exons. Gene Ontology annotation, cellular component: nucleus. The coding region runs from base 16 to 957 and encodes 313 amino acids.